This is a messenger RNA of Archocentrus centrarchus (flier cichlid), 2057 nucleotides long. RefSeq names its product zinc finger protein OZF-like. NCBI's taxonomy places the organism in Eukaryota, Metazoa, Chordata, Actinopteri, Cichliformes, Cichlidae. The coding region runs from base 5 to 1237 and encodes 410 amino acids. Gene Ontology annotation, biological process: regulation of transcription by RNA polymerase II. Gene Ontology annotation, molecular function: DNA-binding transcription factor activity, RNA polymerase II-specific. Gene Ontology annotation, cellular component: nucleus. The transcript has 3 exons. The record is from RefSeq and is a predicted model, not a curated record.
CACAAUGGCUUCCGUUGAGUAUCUGCGAGAGUUCAUCAGGGACAGAUUUAUUAUUGUUGCCGAAGAAAUCUUCUCAGAAGUUAAAAAAACGAUCGUCCAGUAUGAGGAGGAGCUCAACCAUCAGCUGAGACUGCUGGAAAUCAGCCGGAGACCCGAGAUAAAGUCACACAUAAUCGACCUCCCACACCAAGAUGAAUGUAAGGAAGAGGAGGAUCUGGAUGUCCAGCAGGUCUGUAACCAGGAGAGGAACUCCAGUCUGGACCAGGAGGACUCAGAGCCUCCACAGACUAGAGAGCAACUGGAGGAACUCUGCAACAGUCAGGAGGAAGAGCAACUUGCACUGAAGCAAGAGGGUGAAGGCAUCAUCGUCUGGACUGAGGAAGGGCAGUGCAGACUAAGUGAUGUCACCUGGAAACCUGAAAUAAACUUGCACAGAGUAGAGCUCCCACAUCAACCUUUCUUUGAGGAAGACGUUCUCAGAGACCAGCAGCUCUGUAACGAGGAGAGGAACUCCAGUGUGGACCAGGAGCACCGAGAGCCUCCACAGAUUAAAGUGGAACUCUGCACCAGUCAGCAGGGAGAGCAGCUUGUAUUGAAGCAGGAGGCAGAGACCUUUAUAUUGACUUCUACUUAUGAUCAAAGUGACCACAACGGAUCAGAACCAAGCAGUGGCCAGCUCCUUUCUCACAGCUCUCCAGUGUCAGAAAGUCUGUAUAAAACUGACACAAGUAGGAAGUCUGUAAGAUGUGACCCUUGUGGAAACAGUUUUCAUGAUAAAUCCAGACUAACUAAACAUUUAAUAAGUCAUACAGGUGAGAGGCCGCACUCUUGUAGCUCCUUUGGUAAAAGAUUCAGUCACAUUACAAACUUGAAAACUCACAUGAGAAUUGGUACAGGUGAGAAGCCAUAUUUUUGCAGCACCUGUGAGAAAAGAUUUUCUUGGAAAUCAGAAUUCAAGCGUCAUAUAAGAAUCCACACGGGCGAGAAGCCGUAUUCAUGUAGCAACUGUGGGAAAUCAUUCAGUCGGAAAUCAACAUUGAAAACUCAUUCAAGAGUUCACACGGGUGAGAAGCCGUAUUCGUGUAGCACCUGUGGGAAAACAUUCAGGCAGAAAUCAGGAUUGAACACUCAUAUAAGAAUUCACACAGGUGAGAAGACGCAUUCUUGUAGCAUAUGUGGGAAAGGCUUCGUUCAGAUUAUCCAUUUGAAAAAACACAUGAAACGUCAUACACUUUAAAAGUUUUUACUUACAAAAUGUGGGAAAGAUGUCAGACGUAACAGUGUGUUGAUUAAAAUCUCUUUAACAUCUGUGUCUUACUCUUAUGAUCUAGAUGUCUUAUUAUUUAUCAUCUGAAUCGAUUUUCAGUACCAGUCAAAAGUACUGGUACGUUUGACUAGCAGUCUGGCAUCGUAUACAGGAACAACUGCGCCGAGUAUGGCCUGGAAGUUCCAAGGUCAAAAUGGGAUAAAUCCCCAUGGGCGGUUGAGACAGACCAAGUUAAGAUGGAAGUGGGACUUUCAGAUAGAGACAAACAAACUGGUGACAGCUAACCAACUGGACACAGUAGUAGUGGUGGACAAGCAGAGUACGAAGGCUGUAGUGAUAGAUGUAGCAACAUAGUAACAUCAGGUAGAAGGAAAACAAGAAGCUCAAGAAAUACCAAGGGCUGAAAAAAGAGCUAAGAAGGAUGUGGACAGUCUUUGUGUCUCAUGUUGUUUUAUAUAUUCAGAAAAUGGUAUUUUGACUAUUUGGUUACAUUUACCUCGCGCUGUAUUAUAGUUCUGCUUUCAUCACUGAGAAAUGUGAUAUUCAUGUACUGAAGCUGCAGGUUUACAGUGGAAACUGCAUGAAAAUCUAACAGUAAAUAACUUUGAUGUUUUUCUAAGCCUCAUCGUUGCUUUUGGUCAUCAUUAAUAUGGAAUUUGAUGUGCAGUGCUGUGAAUAAGUAUUUGCCCCCUGCUUGAUUUAAUUUUUUUUAGUUUGUUGCACAUUUGUUACAUUUAAAUGUUUUAGAUCAUCAAAUAUUAGACAAAGACAAAGUCAAUGAUUUCAUUUA